Molecule: messenger RNA, 7505 nt
Organism: Saccoglossus kowalevskii
Lineage: Eukaryota; Metazoa; Hemichordata; Enteropneusta; Harrimaniidae
Product: CCR4-NOT transcription complex subunit 1-like
Biological process (GO): negative regulation of translation; nuclear-transcribed mRNA catabolic process, deadenylation-dependent decay
Cellular component (GO): P-body; CCR4-NOT core complex
Molecular function (GO): molecular adaptor activity
Source: RefSeq, a predicted model, not a curated record
CGACUGCACGGAGUGCGCCAUGAUGAAGAGAUAUUUUCGCCAACUUUAUAAAGGUUUUCGAUAGCUUUAUAACCGUAUACACAUCUUUUCCUUAAUAUUCUUGCAAAAGGCGUCAAAAGGGUAGUUUCAAAGCAAUUUGAAGCUUUCCCGAUGUGAAAGAAUGAAAUAAUGAAUCUUGAUUCGUUGUCGCUGGCCCUGUCUCAAAUCAGUUACUCGGUGGCUAAUCUGACCAAGAAGAACUACAAGUCAAGUGUUGCUGAUAUUUCUCGUCUUGUUUCUCAGCACGGACCAGAAGCAGAUCGUCACCUGUUCCGCUGUCUUUUUUCACAUGUUGAUUUUAGUGGUGAUGGUAGGAGUAGUGGCAAAGAUUUUCACCAGUUUUUGAUUCAAGAGUGUGCAACGCUAAUUACCAAACCAAAUUUUAUAUCGACGCUGUGUUACGCAGUUGACAAUCCUUUGCAUCAUCAGAAGAGUUUAAAGGCUUCCACUCAGCUUUUUCCACAGCUGAGUAAAGUUUUGAAAUUAACUAGAGUUCAAGAAGUAGUAUUUGGGAUUGCAUUACAACAUUCAACCAAUCGGGACACCAGAACAUACGCCGCUCAGUUUGCAAAACAGAAGCUACCUGAUUUAUUAAGGUCUUACAUAGAUUCAGAUAUUAGUAGUAAUCAAGAAGGGGGACUCAACGAUAUAGCAGUCGAAGUACUGCAUUUAUUACUCACACACUUAUUGCACGGACCAAAAGAUCAUUCUGGUAUUGGUACUGAUCAGAAAGAAGCUUUUCUCAAUACACUAAAAAGGGACUUUCCAAGACAUCAAGUUCCUGUCGUAUUGGCACCGUUAUUAUAUUCUGAGAAACAAGACGUCACCAUGGAUAGAUUGAUUGGAAAUGUUGUUAAUGUCCCAAAAGCCAUGAUGGAUGGCUCCCUAGCUGACACUUUGCUAGAGAUUGGUUAUGGAUGUUGUGCAACUGUGGAAGAAUGUCGCAACACACUUGUACAGUUUGGUGUGAACUGUAUCACACCAAUCUCUGUGGCCAAGGUUUUAGGCAUGAUGGCUCGAACCCACACUGGAUUGGCAGAUCAAAUGUCAUUACAGUCCUUGACAGCCCCUGGUGGUAACAUAUGGAGCGACGGUAAAGACAAAGGGGAUCAGGGAAACCAAAUAAACACAUGGAAUGUGGACAUUUUUGUUGAGGUGGCCAAAGACUUAGCACCUCACAUCAAUUGGAAAGAAGUAAUUUUUGAGUUGGAUCAUCCCGGGUUCCAUCUCAAAGAUGCACAGGCUCUCAGACUUAUAAAGCUAGCCUACAUGAGAGGUUUGCAAGAACUGUUCCCCGUUGAAUUUAUCUAUAGAACUUGGAAAAAUAGAGAAGGGCAGUUAUCAUGGAUACAACAAGCUCUGAAUAAUCCUGAGAUAUUUUGUUUUGCUGAUUAUCCAUGCCAUACUGCUGUCACUGAUAUACUCAAAGCGCCCCCUGAUGAUGAAAAUAGAGAAAUUGCUACAUGGAAAUCGCUCGACUUAGUAGAAACGCUACUGAGGCUAUCAGAAACUGGCAAAUACGACCAAGUGAAAAGUCUGUUUACAUUUCCUAUAAAGAAUUGUCCAGAUGUUUUGCUGUUGGCAUUAUUGCAAGCUCAGCCAACAUGGAACACUCUGAGACAUGAAUUGGUAUCAACGUUACUGCCUAUAUUUUUGGGGAGCCAUCCCAACUCUGCAAUAGUAUUACAUUAUGCAUGGCAUGGUCAGGGUCAGUCACCAACCAUAAGACAGCUUGUAAUGCAUGCCAUGGCUGAAUGGUAUAUCAGAGGAGACAACUUUGACCAGACUAGACUCUCCAGGAUAUUAGAUGUUGCCCAGGAUCUGAAGGCUUUGUCAAUGCUGCUCAAUGGUACUCCAUUUGCCUUUGUCAUUGACUUAGCAUGCCUUGCCUCGCGUAGGGAAUACCUCAAGCUUGACAAAUGGCUCUCUGAUAAGAUUCGAGAACAUGGGGAACCGUUUAUACAAGCCUGUGUAACAUUCUUGAAAAGGAGAGCACCGCAAGUGUUAGGUGGAGGCUUACUGGAUAAAUCUGAUAUCUCUAAAGCUGGACAGUUACCACCAGAAACCAUAGGAACUAUGCUGGCAUGUUUACAAGCAUGUGUUGGGAAUGUACAACAAGAUAUAUCUGAGACCAUACUUACUAUGGUGGGAAACUCAAGUCAUUUACUGAAAUCAAGACAGCCACCUGGUGUAAUAACAAAAAAUCCUGUGUCAAGUAGUCUCCCUGGCUUUCCAGGGAUCGGUACACAGGGAACUGGAAGCCAGGUACUUGGUACACAAGGUCUUGGAACACAGGGUUUUGGUAGCCAGGGUCUUGGGACACAAGGACAUGGCAGUCAAGGAUUAGGCACACAGUCGCUCGGUACCCAAGGACUUGGAACCCAGGGACUUGGAACCCAAGGACUUGGAACCCAGGGACUUGGAACCCAAGGGCUUGUAACUCAGGGGCUUGGGUCUCAGAUUGACCCAUUGGCCAACAGCAUAUCAUCCUUAUCGUUGGGUACUACAACACCCACAAGUACAAUGUCAGGAUUUCCAUCUCAUUUGGGUUCACCUCUCAAUGCACCACAGUCUCCACAAAAGCAAUUUCCAAAUCUUACUGGAACGUCUGGGCUCUCGUCAAUGGCACCUUUAUCUCAGAUGCAAGCUAACUUUGGUGGAGGAAGCGGUGGUGGAGGUGGUUUUGGCAAUGCUAUGAUGAAUGCUGGCAGCACUGAUCUAUUCAAACAAUCAAGAACACCUGCAUCUUUGGGAGCAUUGAAUCCUUCUGCUGCUCAGGCAUUUGACCAAGCAGGCACAAAAACAACAAGCCCUGCUCUCAGACCAGGUGAGCUGGAACCAAAGAAUUUCAGUAGUGAUUUGUCCAAUAUUUGGCCGGAAAUGAACCAGACGUUCUCGAAAGACAUAGAUGAUGAAGCUAAUAGCUAUUUUCAAAAAAUCUACAACCAGCAUCCAGAGCCGACAAUGUCUGUAGAUGAGGUACUUGAUAUGUUAAAGAGGUUUAAAGAUUCACCAGUUAAAAAGGAGAGGGAAGUGUUCCUAUGCAUGCUGCGUAAUCUCUUUGAAGAGUACAGGUUUUUUCCUCAGUACCCUGACCGUGAACUACACAUCACUGCCUGCUUAUUUGGAGGAAUUGUUGAACAAGGUCUUGUCACGUAUAUGGCAUUAGGAAUAGCACUUCGAUAUGUCCUGGAAGCGCUCAGAAAACAACAUGGGAGCAAAAUGUAUUACUUUGGUAUUUCGUCACUGGAUAGAUUUAAAACAAGACUUAAAGAUUAUCCACAGUAUUGCCAACAUCUAGCAUCAAUACCCCACUUCAGUCAAUUCCCAGAGAUACUUAUUGAGUAUGUUCAGUAUGGUCAGCAAUCUAGAGAACCACCAGUACGAUUAUCAACUCAAACAUCAAGUAUACCGCCAAUCUCUACGCCAACUAUUCUACCUGUGAUGGCCAAGACAACUGCUGUAACCACAACUACCACCACAACCACUGUAGCUACCACAACCACUAAAGCUUCUACCAAAACUACGUCUGCUGUUAAAGGAACAAGAGAAGUGCCGCCUUCUAUUGCCAAUACCACCAAUAUUGAUACUUUGUUAACGAACACACCAGAGGAUGAACAAUUAGAACCACCAGAAUCAAUACAGGACAAAGUUUUCUUCAUUUUCAAUAAUUUAUCUCAGUCUAACUUACAACCAAAGUGUGAUGAAUUAAAAGACCUCAUUGGUGAAGAGUACCUACCAUGGGUUUCCCAGUACUUGGUUCAGAAAAGAGCUAGUAUCGAACCCAACUUCCACAUGCUGUAUUCCAACUUCAUGGAUGUUCUCAAACAUAACAAGUUCUGUGAAAUGGUUCUGAAAGAAACCUAUAGAAAUAUCAAGGUGGUUCUUCUGAAUUCAAAUAAAAGCAGCGCUAACUUUUCAGACAGAACGAUCUUGAAAAAUCUAGGUCAUUGGCUUGGUAUGUUGACAGUGUACAAGAACAAACCUAUUUUACAAAUAGAUCUGGAUUUGAAAUCACUUUUACUGGAAGCUUAUCACAAAGGUCAGCAGGAGAUGUUGUAUGUGGUGCCAUUUGUUGCUAAAGUGUUGGAGUCAUGUGCAAAGAGCAGAGUAUUCAAACCACCUAAUCCAUGGACCAUGGGUAUUAUGAAUGCCUUGGCUGAAAUGCAUACAGAACAGGAUCUUAAGCUUAAUUUGAAAUUUGAAAUUGAAGUUUUGUGCAAGACCCUCAAUUUAGAUAUCAAUGAUCUGGCUCCAGGAACCCUACUACAAGACACAGAGAGGCUGAUUGCUUUGGAAGAACAGAUAUUCUCUCCUGUUAUCAAAGUCGAGGAGAAUCUUCCAGCAUCUACAACUACAACCACCACUAGUUCAGCUGAUACCACAACAGUAGCUGCUACCACAACAAGUACUACCACGACUGCCACUCCAGUACCUCCACAGCCCCAAUUCAGUUUUCAUGAUCUCAACGUAUCAUCGUUGGCUGGUCUGGCUCCACAUAUUGCUAUCAAUAAUCAGAUUGCUCUUUUCCAAGCUAAUUUAACAUUGAAGCAGUGUGUGAGACCAUCAGUAGACCGUGCCGUCCAGGAAUUGGUGACUCCGGUAGUGGAGAGAUCUAUCAAGAUAGCAAUGACAACGUGUGAACAAAUUGUCAAGAAGGACUUUGCAUUGGACCCUGAAGAGUCGCGGAUGCGUGCUGCAGCCCACCACAUGGUACGCAAUCUGACAGCUGGCAUGGCCAUGAUAACGUGUAGGGAACCACUCAUGGUUAGCAUUAGUAAUAAUUUCAAAAAUAAUUGCCUCACUGCUCUGAAGGGUGCUACAACUCAACAGAAAGAAAUGAUAGAGCAAGCAGCUACAGUGGUGGCUACAGAGAAUGUGGAGUUGGCAUGUGCUUUCAUCCAAAAAUGUGCUGUAGAAAAAGCUGUACCAGAGAUGGACAAGAGGCUGGCAACGGAAUUUGAAUUGCGUAAACAUGCUCGCAAUGAAGGUCGGCGUUACUGUGAUCCUAUGGUGCUUACAUACCAAGCAGAAAGAAUGCCUGAACAGAUACGACUCAAGGUUGGUGGUGUAACCCUAAAUCAGACUGCAGUAUAUGAGGAAUUUGCACGCAAUAUUCCUGGAUUUUUACCAACCAAUGAUGCUAGUCAACCGACAGGUUUCUUAGCAAAACCAAUGCAGGUAACUGACAAGUCAUAUGCCACUGAUGAAAUAACUCAGAUUUAUGAUAAGUGUGCCGGAGACAUUGAACAGUAUCUACAGUGUACAGUAGCUACACCCAAUAACCCACUUCUGUCCGCCAUACAUAGUCUACUGGAGGCAGUACUGCUGGCCAGGAACUCCAGGGAGAUUGUUACAGCGCUGGCACUUCUGCAGAAAGCUGUGGAAGGGUUAUUAGAGGGUCUGAAUCCCCAAAUAGCUACAGAUCCAGAACUGAGCAUGAGGUUUCGUGAUUGUCAUUUAUUGGUAUUAAAAGCUUUACAGGAUCACAGGGCAUAUGGACCACAAUGGACCAACAAACAAGUCACCAGAGUGCUAUGCGAGACAAGAACUGAAUGCAGAUAUAAUUUAGAUGCUGUUGAUUGCCUAAUAAGAAAUCAUCUUGUGAAUCUCCAAGCAUAUGAUAUGCAUUUAGCACAGUCAUUGGAAAAUGGACUGAAUUUCUUGGCUGUAGCCUUCGCCAUGCAGCUUGUUAAGUAUUAUUUAAUUGAUGAGAAAAUGAGUAACGUGUGCAAUGAAGCUGAUCUCUUUAACACUUUACAAACUCUAGUUAGGAUCGCAUCACAUUCAGCCAACCCACCGGAGGGCCUUACCCAGCUUGUUGAUGUGAUUCGUCAGAAUCAUGAUACUACAUUCCUUGAUAAAGCACCGGGUGGUCCAACAUCCAUGAUGCAUUCAGGUAUAUCGCAAGCAAGGGAGUUUGACGAUCCCCCUGGUCUGCGUGAGAAAACAGAGUAUUUACUUAGAGAAUGGGUCAAUAUGUAUCAUUCACCAGCUGCCGGCAGAGACAGUACAAAGGCAUUCUCUGCAUUUGUUGGACAGAUGCACCAGCAGGGAAUUUUAAAAACAGAUGACCUGAUCACCAGAUUCUUUCGUCUGUGUACAGAGAUGUGUGUAGAACUUUGCUACAGAGCAUUGGCAGAACAAUCAUCACAUAGUCCAACUCUGAUACGUGCCAAAUGUUUUCACACAUUAGAUGCUUUUGUGCGCUUGAUCGCAUUACUUGUAAAACAUUCUGGGGAUGCCACCAAUACAGUUACCAAAAUUAAUCUUCUUAACAAGGUGCUUGGUAUUGUGGCUGGUGUCCUGCUUCAAGAUCAUGAAGUUCGUCAUACAGAAUUCCAACAAUUGCCUUACCACCGUAUAUUUAUAAUGCUGCUCUUAGAACUCAAUGCACCUGAACACGUACUGGAGAGUAUUAACUACCAAGUAUUGACUGCAUUCUGCAAUGCCUUCCAUGUGUUGAGGCCCAGCAAAGCACCUGGUUUUGCAUAUUCAUGGCUGGAACUUAUAUCCCACAGAAUAUUCAUUGCAAGAAUGUUAGCAAUACUUCCACAGCAAAAGGGUUGGCCAAUGUAUGCCCAGUUGCUGAUUGAUUUGUUUAAGUUUUUGGCCCCGUUUUUAAGGAAUGCUGAGUUGGCCAAACAUACAACACUACUGUAUAAGGGUACUCUACGAGUAUUAUUGGUGUUACUCCAUGAUUUCCCAGAAUUCCUCUGUGAUUAUCACUAUGGUUUCUGUGAUGUCAUACCACCGAACUGCAUUCAGAUGCGUAACCUCAUUCUCAGUGCGUUUCCAAGGAAUAUGCGGCUACCUGAUCCAUUCACGCCAAACUUGAAGGUUGAUAUGCUGAAUGAAAUAACCCAUCCUCCAAGGAUACUUACCAACUUUGCUGCCAUGAUACAGCCGUCAUCGUUCAAAAAAGAUCUUGAUUCAUACCUGAAGACGAGAUCACCGGUGACUUUCUUAUCCGAACUUCGUGGUCAUCUACAAGUGUCUAAUGAUCCGGGUAUUAGAUACAAUAUUCCAUUAACAAAUGCUUUAGUCUUGUAUGUCGGUUCCCAGGCUAUAGCAUAUAUACACAGCAAAGGCAGUGCACCCUCAAUGAGUACUAUUACACACUCGUCACAUAUGGAUAUCUUCCAAAACUUAGCAGUGGAUCUUGAUACCGAAGGUCGUUACUUAUUUCUCAAUGCAAUAGCAAAUCAACUGCGCUAUCCAAACAGUCAUACCCACUAUUUCAGCUGCACACUUUUAUAUUUGUUUGCUGAAGCUAACACAGAAGCAAUACAGGAACAGAUCACCAGGGUACUGUUAGAACGUCUUAUAGUGAACAGACCACAUCCUUGGGGCUUGUUGAUUACAUUUAUUGAGCUUAUAAAGAAUCCCAAUUUUAAGUUUUGGAAUCAUGAGUUUGUUCACUGUGCACCAGAAAUAGAAAAGUAAGUCCUUUAGUAUAUACUGUA